Messenger RNA from Lagenorhynchus albirostris (white-beaked dolphin), 1975 nucleotides. RefSeq names its product CUB domain containing protein 2 (gene CDCP2). NCBI's taxonomy places the organism in Eukaryota, Metazoa, Chordata, Mammalia, Artiodactyla, Delphinidae. The record is from RefSeq and is a predicted model, not a curated record. Bases 2 to 1687 code for a protein of 561 amino acids. The transcript is spliced from 7 exons.
GAUGGGACCCUCAGGUCCUGGCCUGCCCCAAGCUCGGCAGACCUGCGGGGCCCCCAGCGAGGAGAUGCUGGCAGAGCUGGAGUUCUGUCUGCUGCUGGCAGUGACACUGCUGAGCCCAGUCCCCAGGGCCCAAGCCAUGGAAGGUGUCAAAUGUGGGGGUGUGCUCUCAGCACCUUCUGGAAACUUCUCCAGCCCCAACUUCCCCAGGCUCUACCCCUACAACACGGAGUGCAUCUGGCUGAUUGUGGUAGCUGAGGGCUCCUCCGUGCUGCUCACCUUCCACGCCUUCGACCUGGAGUACCAUGACACCUGCAGCUUCGACUUCCUGGAGAUCUACAACGGGGCCUCCGGAGACCAGGGCAACCUGCUGGGGAGGUUCUGCGGCCAGGUGCCCCCACCGCCCUUCGCCUCCUCCUGGAACGUCAUGUCUGUGGUCUUCCACUCAGACAAGCACGUGGCCAGCCGAGGCUUUUCUGCAGGCUACCAGAAAGAUGUGUGUGGUGGCGUCCUGACGGGCCUGUCGGGGGUCCUCACCAGCCCCGAGCACCCCAACAACUACCCCAACAAUGUGGAGUGCCGCUGGGUGAUCCGAGCCUCUGGCCCCGCCACCGUCAAGCUGGUCUUCGUGGACUUCCAGGUGGAGGGCAGCGAGCAGUGCACCUACGACUACGUGGCUGUGCUUGGGGGGCCCGGCCCCGCCCAUGGGCACCACUACUGCGGCAGCUCCAGGCCCCCCACGCUCGUGUCGCUGGGCCACGAGCUGCAGGUGGUCUUCAAGUCUGACUUUAACAUCGGGGGCCGGGGCUUCAAGGCCUACUACUUCUCAGGAGAAUGCCAGGAGGUAUACACGGCGGUGCGGGGCAACUUCUCCAGCCCACAGUACCCCAGCUCCUACCCCAACCACAUCCGGUGCCACUGGACCAUCCGCCUGCCUCUUGGCUACCGGGUCAAAGUGUUCUUCCUGGACCUGGAACUGGAGGGGCCCAACAGCCUGACCAAGACCUGUGACUUUGACCAUCUGGCAGCCUUUGACGGGGCCAGCGAGGAGGCGCCCCUGCUGGGCAGUUGGUGUGGCCACCACCUGCCACCACCGGUCACCUCGAGUCACAACCAGCUCCUGCUUCUGCUGCACACAGACCGUAGCACCACCCGCAGGGGCUUCUCUGUGGCCUACAUUGGAGUGGUCCCCAUGAACGUGAGCUGCUCCCGCACGGACUUCCAGAUCCUGAUCUCCGCGCAGGCAGUGGCCCCGCUAGAACGGACCAAAGUCUACCUGGGCAGCCGGAGCUGCGCUGCUCAGGAAGUCGGCAGCAACUUCCGGAUCCAGGCCCGCUUUGACACCUGCGGCACUGAGUCUCAGAGAAGAAAUAACACUUCAGUGAUCGUCAGCGUGCUGUACAUCGACUUCUCAGCCGGUGGGCAGGAGGAUAUCCACGAAUACGAGGUCCGCUGUGAGCCGAGGCGAAAGGAGGCCUCUGUCCACCUGCUGUCCGGCUCCCACUGGCUUGGGCCCUAUGCUGCCACGGCAGAGCACCUUCAGGAGGCACCACCCAGGGACGAGGCAGAGGCACUGGAGGGCCCCGUGGCCAUGGUGGCCCAGGACACCAGUGACAUCAUCUUCCUGGGCCUUUGCAUCCUGGCUGGAGUCCUCAUGGUCAUUGCCAUAGUGGUCCUGAUGCUGCUGUAAGCAGGGAGGGUAGGGAAGUGGCAUCUGGCAUCCCUGGGAGGCAGCUUGGGCACCCCACAACAGGGGCAGGACCAGGCCUUGCUGACUUUAUGAUGACCAUGGGCAAGUCACUAUCCCCCUCUGAGCCUCAGUUUCCUGGGGACCUUUACUCUGCCCUGCUUAUCUCACAGGGCUGGCGUGAGGCUCAGAGAAGAGGAUGGAUAAGAGCUGCGUAAACUAUAGCAUGCCAUGCAUGUGUGUGCAAUUGUUGUUGUUGUUGUUAUUAAUUUUGAAGAUUUUCUGCUAUAG